UUUAAGACAUCAAUAGAAAGUAAUUCUUGGUCUUAGUAACGUUUGUUUUCGUUCUUGUUGUUCGUUAAUCUGCGGAUUAACUACUUAUUUUUUUUAUUUACGCUCGCAACUGUUUUGUUUAAAUCCUUUAUUCGUGUUCCUGUGGAUAAUGUACUGACUCGAUAAACAUACCGACAAAUGUCAAAAUAACUUUUAUACGAGAAGUUUUGGAAUCGGUAGAGGCAAAGUUAGCUGAGUGCAAAGCAAAGGUUUGUGAAAAUGUCUGCACCAGAAUCAGGGCGUAGAUCAGGAGCAGGGGUAGCUAGACGAGGGAAGGUGGAAGAUAUUGAAAUGAGGAAAUUACGAGAAGAUUUGGAUAGGAAUUACAAGAAAGUUUUUGAUAAGCAUGGACCUGAAGGUGUCCCGUUACAAGAUUUACGUCAAGAGUUGGAGGAGGAGGGAAUUACAGAUCAUAUGACCCAGGAACGUCUCAAUUCACUUCUUAAUAAUGCAGAUGCCAAUCGGGAUGCUCAGAUCACGUAUGGUGAAUUUGUAAAAUUGAUGGAGGGUGGUGGUCAAGGUGGCGUAACGCGUGAAGAAAGACAAAGAUUUCGUGGAAUAAUUAGUGCCGCUAUAGAUAAUAUUAUACCACAGAGCAUGAAGGAAGAUUUUAUAGCCAAUUAUAAUUGUCGACCUCCUCCUUUAUUUAUACCUAUCAUCAGUGCAAUAGAGAUUGCUGUAUUUAUAUAUUAUGCUGUAGAAUUAGAAGCUCAAGGUAGACCCAUAACGGCAACAACAGGAGUUGAUAUGAGCAGUCCGCUUGUCUAUAGACCAUCACGUCGCUAUGAAGCUUGGAGAUUUCUAACAUAUAUGUUCAUGCAUCAAGGAUACAUUCAUAUUCUAUCCAACAUGAUUUUUCAACUGCUGUUUGGUGUUCCACUAGAAUUUGUACAUAAAUUUUGGCGAGUGAUGAUUGUUUAUAUACUUGGUGUUAUCGCAGGUUCGUUAGCACAUUCGUGUACAGAUCAUUAUGUAGGAUUAGUAGGGGCUAGUGGAGGGGUCUAUGCGUUACUAGGUGCCCAUGUAGCUGCUAUCAUUACAAAUUGGAGAGAGAUGAAUUAUGAAUGUUGUAGUGGAAGUAUAAAGAGAAUAUUAUUGAGUGCCCCUGUUCGUCUAACAGUUAUAUUAGUUCUAGUAUUACCUGAUACAGGUAUUGCCAUAUACAGACGUAUAUCUGCUCCUGAUGAGUUCAAAGUGGGUGUGACAGCUCAUAUUGGCGGUUUUCUUGCUGGUUUAUUGCUUGGAGUACCAGUUUUAAAGAAUGUUCAAAAGUUGCCGUGGGAGACAACAUUAGGCUGGGUGACGUUAGCUCUAUAUUUAGCCUUUGUAGCCUUCGCCAUCAUGUUUAACGGAUUUUAUAAAGGUUAUCCAGCCACAGACUGGUCCUAGGAGAACUGUGUAAUAUCUAGUGCAAUCAAUGUUUUUAAUGGUUUAAACAAGAAAUAAAUGUUAAAUGUGACCCCAUAGCACCUUAAUUAACCCUUAAACGCCUGGUACAUGUAAAUAUUAACUACCCCCAGUUCUCUGAAAGUCUUUUUGACAUUGUAUUUCAUGUAGAUUAUUUUUGAAACUACCUCUGCUCUCUAAACUGCCUCAAGUCACAUAAAUAGUUAAUAGAUCUAAAGUGAUUCAGGAAGUUUGAAACUCUAGUGCAGUGUUUCCCAACCCUUUUUUCCCCCCAUGUCCCGCCUUUUUUUAAGAAAAAAUCUGGUGCUCUACCACAUUUAUAUAAACCCAUAAUUCAAAUAUACCUUCAACAAAUUUUUUUCACACAAAUAGAAAUUAAGGCAUUUAAUCAAAUGCAGAUACCUGUAUCUCACUCAAAUUUUCCCAGGCCCCACCUUGGGAAUCACUGCUCUAGUGGGAGCUGUAGUUUCGAGCAGUUCAGGUGAUAAAGGGUUAAUUUAGAUAAGUAUUGAUUUCUUGUUGAACGUGUAAAUCAUAUUUUUAUUUAGGCCACACCAAUUUCAAUUUUUUUUUCUUCAGGAAUUUUGCUUCCUAUUUCUUCCCAUUAGAAAAUUACUUACUAUUUAUUCAGCAAUUUUCUAUUUUUUUUUUUUAAAUAUUUGUUUUCUCUUCUCAAAAGCUUCUAGUUCUAAAUUUAAAGACACAUUGUCCCGAAAUACUGGAUUACCCGAAAAACACCCGCGGGGCAAGCACUGGUCAAAAAUGUCAGGGUAUCUGUAACUGGCAACCCGAAUGUUGUCCGCCAGCUUAUUGUGUUCAAGCUUGGUUGAGGAAGCGGUUGUUAUUUCUUGAUCAGAUGGUUAGGCGGUUUCGGGAACAUUGAGGGGUGUCACUACUGUCACAAAGACUCUGCAAUUAAACGGCGGAAAAAGAAGUUGACAAAAUAAUUAAGAAUUUACUUAGGCCUUAAUAUGUACGGUAAAUGGACAGAAAGUAAUGAAAAAUACAUUCUGAAAAAUGGACCCUCCCUCAAUGAAGUUAGGUGACAAACAUGGCUUCUGUCAACAGUUUAUUUAUAGCUUGAGGUAUCUCCCUGUGAAUACAAAGUUUUGAGAGUGAAUUGAAGCAAAAUUUUGAUAGAUUAAUUAGUUUGAAUAUGUUUUUAGUCCAAAUGUAUCAUCAAAUGUAGUUUUAAACAAAGCAUGGUUAAUGAAACUCGAACAGAUAUAUAUUAAUUAAUUUCCUGAAGAAGUAAAAAUUAAAAUGGGUUUGGCCUUUCCAUCUAUCAUCUGUUGAAUAUUUGUAUUUUCUAUAUGGAUAAAUUUAAGACAUUUUCACUGACCCAAAAUAAGUGCCUGAGUAUGAGUCAUAUUUAUCAGCCUUGAUUGGCUGGAAGUAUAAUUUACAUGACAUAAACUUAGAAUUAGAAUUUUAAAGUAUUUAUCCUUAUAACACAUAGUAAUAAAUGCAGUUAUGUGAGUUAAGAUACAUUAGUUAAAAGAGGGAUGAGAUUGGUGCGAGUUAAAGAUACAUCAGUUAAGAGCUAAAUCUGCCUAUUGCAAGUCUUUCUUUAUGCCUAUUUCUAGUCCAAACUUCCAACAGUGACAACUUCAUUUAGAAUAAAGUAAUUUGACUGAAAUUUUCAAUAUUUUCUUUUUUUUAUCAUCUACUUUUGAAUUAUAAAAGCAAGAAUGGCCAACUCUUUAUUAAACUCUUAACUAAUGUAUCUUUAAAAAAAUUGGGAUAAUACUAAAACUUGUCAUGUUCUUUGGAAUAAAUAUCGCUUGCUAAUUCAAGGGCUCUGUUUCUGAAGCUCAGAUUGUUAAAAUUUCUUGAUAAAUUUGUGUUGUUUCUUGCAUAAGGUAGACUAAGAAAUUGAAGUAGUAUAACAUUUUUCUUAAGUUUUUUAAUUUCUGCUUUUUAUCCAAAUAAAAAAAAACCCAUUUCAACUGGGCAUAUAUAUAUGUAUGUCCAAUUGAGAUGGGCUUUUUUUUUUUUAACUCUCUCAAAAUAUUUAUAAAAUAUGACCCACACCAGAAAUGUAUUUAAAGUGUAUUAGUAAAAAUUUUUGAGUAGAGCCUACUUAUUAAGUUGAGCGAUAAAAUUGUUUUAUUGUCCUCAGCCAAGGAAAGUUGAGUAGGAAUUAUAGAGAAGUUAUGACAUUAUAACUGUUAACAUCAUUAUUUAUUUAUAACAUCGAUAGUCUUCAUUACUUCCAUGUCCCACAUAUAUGUAUGAUCACAUAAAUUUAGACUACAUUAUCCACAUCUGUAUACAAUGGUUGCUAUGAGAUGGAGGACUGGAUAUGAUUUAGAAUAUAAAAUCCACAUCUACUCAGGUGAAUUAAAUAUAUAUCAGUAUUUGUGUCAAAUUUUAAACAUCAAUCCACCUAUUAUCAUUUAGUUACAUUUAGCUUUUGUAGAUUUGAUUUACUGUGUUUUUAUAUAUUAAUAUUUCUAAUGUAAAUAUAAGCCAGGUUGUUUCUAUGAACAUAAGUGUGGGGGGGGGCAAUUUCAGUUUGGGGGGUGUGCUAAGGGAAUUUGCCCGAAAAUUUUCUUUGUCACUCAAAUUUUCAGAAUGAAUCAAUCCUUAUACAAUUAUAUAUCUAUGAUAUAUAAUCUCAUAAUUCUCAUUCUCUGUUGUUUGUAUCGUAAAACGUAAAUACAUUGCCUGCAAAAUGGACGGUUUACCGAAUCCGGGGGGGGGGGGGGGUGAGACUGCAGCCCCCAUGGCUCCUGUGCCUAUGUACAUGUCGUCAAGUUGUUGCAACAAAGAGAGGUACACAAUCAACAGUCAUUGGUUUUUUAAAGUGCUUGCUCAAGCUCGUGUGACUGGAAUCUCAGUCGAGAUAUUUUUGUUGAGCUCCUUACAUUAUGAAGAUGAGGCCAGUCUAAGGUUAUAUAAAUAAUUACAUAAAUUACUAAAAUAUGUAAUAUGCCAGAGGGCUAGUCAACAUUGUUCUUUCAAUUUUACAAAAAAUAAGGAAUGAAACGUUCUUUAUAAAUAGAACUGGGAGAAAUGAAACGCAAUGGGGUUUAAUGUCCUACUCUUCUGCACUGACUGGGAUAGUGAAGAUGGAAGAACUGGGAGACACAGAAGAUCAGUGGAUAACGUGCUGGCUCACUAACAAGGACCUCUUGGCUUUGAUUCAGGUUUUGGUCAAAGAAGUUCCUCAUGAUUUUGCUGUGUAUUUUCCCCCUUGUUACUAGUGCAGGAAGGACAACCUGGCAAGGAACAUUGUCUAGUCAUUCAGAUGGGACAAAAACAAAGAGGUCAUGUGUAUGCGUCUUCAUUAGCAAGUUUGGUGCAGAAUAGAAGGAUGUGAAACCACAUUUUAUUUCACCUAAACAUUAUUUUUCAGCCCUUAUUUUUGUUCAAUUUAAACCAGGGAAAUGACUACCAGCCAUGGGGCAUCUUUAAUUAUAAAAUGUUUAAAAUGUGAAUAUUUAUAUCUUCCUUGCUUUCAUAUCUUGCCAUUCAUUGGUGUUAUUCUUCAUUGUAUUUACAUCAUAUUUUAUAUUUUUCUACGUUUUUCUACCUAUGGUGAUGAAACACACAAGUUCUCCCGGAGAGGAGUCAACAUAGGCCUAGCUUGUUCCCCAAUCCAUUUUUAAAUGAAAUAAAUAUUGUUUAUAAAAAAAAUAUAAGUUAUCACUUAUUUAAAGAUGAUUUAUUUAAAGAUGAUUUAUGUAAGAGCUAAAUCUGCUUUUAUAAAUUAUUAUUUAGACAUUAAUUCACAACCGUUAUCUACUGUUUUCAGUAACUCUGCUUAAAGUCAGAACUCGAUUACCAUGGUUAACUCAUAUAUUUUUCAAACAAUAUCGGAUGUCUGCGAUAUUAAGUAGAGUCAAGACUUUUUUUAUUAUCGUAACAACAGUAUUAAUGACAUUCAAGGCUAGUCUAUAAUUAUAUUGCCGAUUCCUUGUCUCAAGAGUUAAGUAAUUUGACUGAAAUUUUAAAAAUAUUCUCUUUCCAUUAUCUAUUUUUUAUCUAUUAUAGCCGCUUAGCUAAUGCUGCUUUAAUUCAUACUAGAAUGUACACAAAUUGAUUAUUGAACUAAUCUGAUUAAAAUACAGACCUAUAUUUUGUUUCAUUUUUAUAUACUUCCGAUAGUCUUCACUACAUGAAGUUCUGACCGGUUGUAGUAAUGGUCGUGUCAGAGGUCACACAAGCGUCUUUUGACCUUAUGAUGUCAGACAUUUGGUUAAUCAAUCAGCAGUGAUGUUUCUAGUGGGUUACCCACAGUUCCGCGCUGCACAGACCGUUUCAUUGGCUAACCCCUUACAUGAUCCAGAAUGCGUGUAGAUCCUAGUGUAGUAAAGACAACUAAAAGGAAAUUUUGAACUCUAAAAAACGAAACGAAUUAGAAUCUGUGUUUUAAUCAGAUUGUUAUUAUGAUCGUUUAAUUAAAGAUACAUUAUGGGAGAUUUUUAUAGAGAGUUGGUCAUUCUUGCUAUAACAGUUCAAAAAUAGAUGAUGAAAAAAGAAUAUAUUGAAAAUUUCAGUCAAAUUACUUUAUUCUGAACAUAGUUAUCAUCGUUGUAAUAUUUGACUAGAAAUGGUAGGGAAAUGUGCCUUCACCUUGGUUGAUCGUUUGAUUGACAGGCGUUAACUCCACCUACAUAUCUCGAUUAUCAAGUAAAGUUUUCAAUGGCAUGCGGAAACGCUCUACAGCGGCCUCGCUAAGUACACUCUAUCAUUUAGCCUCGAUCUAACUGACGUAUUCUCAUCAGGGUGCGCCAUAUUUGAAUUUAUCAAUGAGUGAAAUCCUAUUUAAAUCCGAGCUGUAGCCGAGCCAUCCGUGGGUCUACAGAGUUGAUUUUGGGCUUGUUGUUUAAAUAAAGAUCUAAUUUAUAAUUUCUAUAACAUCUGAAGCCUAAAUUAAGACUUGCAAUAAUCAGAUUUUUCUCUUGCAUAAUGUAUGUUUAAGAAAAAAAUCUAAAUAUUAACAGUAGAUAAUCUCUUGGUUUUUGUUCAUUUGGAUUAAAAUUUGGCCCAUCAAAGAUUUUAGCAAAGAUUAUGGGUGGCGCUGGUUUGUUUUUAACCAUAACUCAUUUAUAUCAUUUCUAGAGGAUGCCAAUACAAAUGUUGACAAAUUUUCAAUUCAUCAUAUUUUUGUAAAUACUGAACUGAAUUGAAUCAUAUUUUGACUCGUAUUCCUUUUAGAAAAUCAACAUUCACAAUAUUGUGAUUUUCAAGGGAUUUACAACCCCUUAAUGAUGAUCAGAGACUUUAAAUCAUCAAUUUGAGUACAUUUUAGGGUGGAUUAAACUCUGACAUAUUAGAUGUAAGGGGUGGGGGCAGAGGCAAACAUCAAAUUGAAAUACUUUUAUGGCUAGACAUAAUCUGUUUGUUUUGUUUAAUACAGUAUUGUGUUUUACAUUUUUAUUUCUAAUCAUAAUAUAUUUUUGCCUAUUAAAUUGUUUUUUUUUUUACUAAUUUAAAACUAUAUUGGUAGGCCUAUAUUUGAAUAGGUUAUGCAAAUAAUCAAGACAUUUAUUUUACUAAAUCUAAAUUCAAUGUUGUUUUAUUGUUAUUAUAAAUUUCGGAUUCAUAUUGGCUUAUUGCAAUAUAAUUAAUUGUUAAUAAAACCACCUU
Patella vulgata (common limpet) is the source of this 7044-nucleotide messenger RNA. RefSeq names its product rhomboid-related protein 2. Gene Ontology annotation, cellular component: membrane. Gene Ontology annotation, molecular function: serine-type endopeptidase activity; calcium ion binding. NCBI's taxonomy places the organism in Eukaryota, Metazoa, Mollusca, Gastropoda, Patellidae. The record is from RefSeq and is a predicted model, not a curated record. The transcript has 10 exons. Bases 259 to 1428 code for a protein of 389 amino acids.